AUGUCAUUACCACAGAAACGUUAUUAUCGUCAACGAGCUCAUGCUAAUCCAUUAUCUGAUCAUACAUUAGAUUAUCCGUUGACACCAAACGAUAUUGAUUGGUCUACAUAUUAUCCAACAAUUAGUAAAAAAAUUGUUAAUGAAUAUGAGAAUAAUGAUGAAGAAGAAAUAUCAAAUAAAAAGCGAAAACAAGAAGACAAACAUGUUGAAUUUGUUGAUAUAGGUUGUGGUUAUGGUGGUCUGUUAAUAUCGCUAUCACCAAUAUUUCCUGAUAUGUAUAUGUUAGGAAUGGAAAUACGUGUCAAAGUUUACGAUUAUGUUGUUGAUCGUAUUAAAGCAUUAAGAAAUUCGAAUCCUGGAGCAUAUAUGAAUGUUAGUUGUUUAAGAACGAAUGCUAUGAAAUAUUUACCUAAUUAUUUUCAAAAAGGACAAUUAACAAAAAUGUUUUUUCUCUAUCCUGAUCCACAUUUUAAGAAAGCUAAACAUAAAUGGCGUAUUAUAAAUAAACAACUAUUAGCCGAAUAUGCAUAUGUAUUAAAAAUAAACGGUUUAAUUUAUACGUGUACAGACGUUAAAGAUUUACAUUUAUGGAUGUGUUCAUGUUUUAAUGAAUUUCCAUUGUUUGAACAUGUUAAAAACGAUGAUCCAGAAUUGAAGAACGAUGUGUGCAUUGAUCAUGUUUUAAAUUCAACAGAAGAAGGACGAAAAGUGACAAGAAACAAUGGAGAUAAAUAUUUAGCAGUAUUUAGAAGGAUUCAAGAUCCAUAUUCUUCUUCUGUUUGA
This is a messenger RNA of Didymodactylos carnosus, 783 nucleotides long. The record is from the annotation of a GenBank genome assembly. NCBI's taxonomy places the organism in Eukaryota, Metazoa, Rotifera, Eurotatoria, Philodinida, Philodinidae.